AUGUGCAGACGGGAAGAAUUACCAAGCCCAGUCACGUUGCUCGUGACGCAGAUGGAUCGAGUUGCCGAGUCGGACAAGAAGGAAACAGGAAACGACGACUUGAAGCUGGACUUCUCUCCCUCGCGAUAUAUCCUCAGCUUGUUCGUUGGAAGCAGCAAAGCCGAUAAGAUGGUUGCGGAUGCGCUUGUCUAUCACCCGACGGUGUCGCAUUACCUCAAGUUCGUUGCAACGACCGUCGGACGCGAUAAAGUCCUCCGUACCCUCCAAUACUUCUCUCGCUUCCUAGCAUGGUACUUGUACCGCACGAACAAGCCCGCCUCGUCCAUCGCCCCGUAUGAAGCGACCAAGAAGACUUUCGGCGCGACGCGCAAGUUGAUGCGCGUGGGCAAGUUUGUCGAGCACUUCCGCGCUGCGGCUGUGGCCAGUGAUGCGAAGACUAUGGACCCCGUGUUGAGGUUUACCGCCGUGGGAAGGCAGCUAGGAUAUGCGUUCUACAUGCUGUGUGAUAAUGCUUGUGUGCUCGACGCAACAUCCAUCCGCAAAUCCUCCUUCGCCCCACGUCUCCUCCGCGAAGGCUACCGUGCCUGGUUCGCCGGAAUCUCCUUUUCCAUUGCCUCCGGCCUGUACUCGUACUACAACCUGCUCCAGCACUCCAAGACUAUUACUUCUUCGUCUGACCCGGAGAAGGUAGUUGAGACAAAGAAGCUGCAGAAGGAGCUUAACGCUGUGAAGGUGCAGUUGAUUAGUGAUCUCUGCGAUAUCACUAUUCCUAGCUCGGCGCUGGGCUGGGUUGACUUGGAUGAUGGAAUUGUGGGAUUGGCGGGUACGACAAGUUCGCUACUGGGGGUUUGGAGUCAGUGGAGGAAGACUGCUUAG
Messenger RNA from Alternaria postmessia, 876 nucleotides. RefSeq lists its product as uncharacterized. The record is from RefSeq and is a predicted model, not a curated record. The transcript has 4 exons. Gene Ontology annotation, cellular component: peroxisomal membrane. Gene Ontology annotation, biological process: regulation of peroxisome size; peroxisome fission. Bases 1 to 876 code for a protein of 291 amino acids. Lineage: Eukaryota; Fungi; Ascomycota; Dothideomycetes; Pleosporales; Pleosporaceae.